CCACAGGUCAGAUGCGAAGACACUCCUCGGAGACGGACAAGAGGCGACAUGGCAGUGGCACACUCUCGCACACGUACAUGCGAGGCGAGAUGGAUCCCAACCAGGCAGCCAUCCUGUUUCGGGAUUCUCGAGGGUUACCAGCAGCAGACCCAUUCUUGGAGAAUAUCAGUAGGAGUGACUUAGAACAAGAUGAAUCACAGAUCUUCGUCAAGUUCUUCAAGUUCCACCACACAUACGACCUCAUUCCUCUCAGUGCCAAGCUUGUGGUGUUUGACACAAAGUUACAGGUUAAGAAGGCAUUCUUUGCUUUAGUGUAUAAUGGCGUACGAGCUGCCCCACUCUGGGACUCCACUCGGCAGCAGUUUGUGGGCAUGCUGACCAUCACAGACUUUAUCCGCAUCCUGCAGAACUUUUACCAGUCGCCAAAUCGCAAGAUGGAAGAACUGGAGGAUCACAGGCUAGAGACAUGGCGCACUGUACUGAAGGACGAGUCUCGCCCGCUGAUCAGCAUCCGGCCAGACGAGUCACUAUAUGUUGCAAUUCGCUCACUCAUUCAUCAUAAGAUUCACCGCCUACCUGUUAUAGAUCCUGUCACUGGCAAUGUUCUUUAUAUUGUAACACACAAGCGCAUUCUCAAGUUCCUCUACCUCUAUAUAAACGAGCUGCCCAAGCCGUCCAUCCCCCUGCGGGAUAUGACCUACACUAACAUACAGACUGCCAGCCAGGACACACUGAUCAUUGAAGCCCUGAACCAGUUUGUCAAACACAGAGUGUCUGCUCUGCCCAUUGUCGAUGCACAAGGAAAACUUGUGGAUAUUUAUGCUAAAUUUGAUGUGAUUAAUCUUGCUGCUGAAGGAACCUAUAACAACUUGGACGUGACACUGCGCAAAGCCAAUGAGUACCGUAACGAGUGGUUUGAACAAGUUCACCGAUGCACACUGGAUGAGACGCUAGAGACAGUCAUGGAACGCAUAGUGAGAGCGGAAGUCCACCGUCUUGUGGUGGUCGAUGAAGAAGGCAGAGUUGUUGGUGUGAUUUCGCUCUCUGAUAUUCUCAAGGAGCUUGUUCUCAAACCUUGCAAAGAUACAGAGCCUAAUGGACUCCAGUCAGCCACUGUGUCACAGAUGGAAGUUACGCUCACAACUUCAGACUUGUCAACAUCCCCCACAAAACCCUCAGCUGAGGAUGGCAUGGAUCCCUCCACUGAGGUUUCCCAGGACUCCUCAGAAAACUCCCCGGCUGAGCUGAAUAUCAAGGAGGUUGAAGUGACACCACCAGCUGACGUCAACAUUAACGUUGUGCGCAAGACAGAGAGUGAGGAUAGUGUGGAGGGAAAGUGGAGCAGUGAUGACCGACUUAGUCAGCACUGCAGCAGUAGCAGUGGAAAGGUGGACCAGGAUGCUGCUAAGGCAUCUCCGGCGGACAGUGAGGAAGAUGAGGGUCGUUACAGUAUGGGGGAUGCAGAUGAUCCUCCCCAGGCAGAGGUCAUUCCUAUUACAGGAUGAGGAUGAUGAGGAUUGAAUGUGUAAAUAAUAUGGGCUUUGGAUAUGUUCAUGUGAGCUAUAUAUACAUAGAU
Penaeus vannamei (Pacific white shrimp) is the source of this 1576-nucleotide messenger RNA. NCBI's taxonomy places the organism in Eukaryota, Metazoa, Arthropoda, Malacostraca, Decapoda, Penaeidae. The record is from RefSeq and is a predicted model, not a curated record.